This is a messenger RNA of Clonostachys rhizophaga, 906 nucleotides long. Lineage: Eukaryota; Fungi; Ascomycota; Sordariomycetes; Hypocreales; Bionectriaceae. The record is from the annotation of a GenBank genome assembly.
AUGCUUGGUUCUGGUGGCGUUUUUGUGCUGGUAGGACUGAUUUUCCUUGCCGCCGCUUUCGGAGGUGCCAUAUUCGCCGUGAAAUUCGCAUUCUUCAAGCUGCCUUCCGAUGCAGGCGCCCAUGAAAACAGUAGACUCCAACCGAGAUUGACCGUCUGCGUGACUGCACUAUGGGUGGCCGUAUGGUCUCUUCUUUCUAUCGUAUCCAUCUACGUCUCUGAGCCGGGCUCUAGCAAUGAGGUGCUCACCUCUUUACUCGUGCAUGGAACGAGCGUUCAGGCAUUCGUGUCUGCUGUUGCGAUGUUCUUGAAUCUCAACUUCCAAAUCGGCAUGGUCAGCAUCUUCGGUGAUACCCCGACAAGCCAUUAUGAACGCGAGAGUAGUAUUAAAAAAAGCUCCCGUCUCUUGACAUGCUUUCUUGCCCUCGUCAUCCCAUUGGCAAUCGCCCAAUCCAUUUUGAUCGAAAUCAGCUUCUCGUCGCAACCACAUGUGCCUGGGGAUGGGUUGUACAACGCUUUAGCUGGUGUACAACUUGCAAUAGGCUUGAUCUUCCUCAUAACCGCCAUUAUCUCCCUGAUUCUAAUGAAGACCUGGACCUACUAUCUCCCUCUCCUCCUCGUCGGAGGUCUGUCACUCAUUCGACAUUUAAACACCGUAGUCCACGACAUUACCCUUCUUGUUGGUUACUAUACCUUCAAGUUCGGAAGUCCAACUAGAAUUGUGCUCGUGUGGUAUGAUGUCUCAGUAUUAUUAUCGAGCUGGACCACCGUCAUCGGCCUAAUCGUACUUCUCCAACUUCUGGCAACAUAUUUCACUGAUGCAGCUGCAGAGUCAUCUCCAGUAGAUGAUAGGAGACCUCUUCUGGAUCGCUCCUGGGAAAGUUCGGCAGGGACAUUCACCGGGUAA